AAUCGUUGCCACUGAUGGGCAGAUCUGCAAUUUUGGGCGAUCAGCGGAAUAACUAUUUCUGUGAUGUGUCGUGCGGUCGGCCCAAUAUGGCUGACUCGACGUAUGCCAUCACCAAAUCUGGUCUAUUGUGCGAAUUCAACAGUAGACGACUUCUUGACAAAUGGGUUGAGUUGAGAACAACGAGUGCCAACUGUAUCAGUAUUAGUGAUGAGUUAAUAUGUGUGGGAUGUGCUCAAGGGAUUGUCAGAUGUUUUAACCCAAAGAACUUGCAUUUCGUGUGCACUCUGCCCCGACCCCACUCACUGGGUAUUGACAUCGCCCGAGGAUUUACCAGAAAUGAUUUAAGUGCGGGAUCGGCCGCCACUUCUAACGUAAAAUACCCGGAUACUAUUGCAUUAUCUUUGGAUGCAACCAAUGAAGUGGUCACUUGUGUUUAUGGGGACAGAAGUAUUUACUUCUGGACUAUUUCUAAUAUGAAAAAGAUUGGAAAAUUGCAUUCGUUUUUAUACCAUUCGAGUUGUAUUUGGGCCGUUGAGACGUACCCGAAUCUGCCCAACAGUGCCAAACAGUUGCUGCCUUCGGGAACAUUCCUCACGUGUUCCUCUGAUGACACGAUCCGUAUCUGGAAUUUAGAUGUUCUCAAAGGUUCUCAAGAAUCCAAUUAUGUCUACAAAAGGAAUAUUUUUAGCGCAGAGUUACUAAAGAUUUUAUAUAUGGAUCCGGAGUUGUCUUACAUCUGCGACGUCGACGUCAAUCCCAAUGAGAAUAACGACAAACCAGAGACUACUUAUGACGGGAAGAAUGGCGUCCGAUCGCUACGAUUAUCGCCCGAUGGCAGACAUUUAGCUUCUGGCGAUCGUUCGGGAAAUAUAAGAAUAUUUGAUUUGGAAUUACAACAAGACUUAUGCAAAAUAGAAGCACACGAUUCAGAGGUGCUUUGUCUCGAGUAUUCAGAUGAACACCAUUUUGAUGGCAAGUCACUGUUGGCGUCCGCCAGUCGUGACCGACUCAUCCAUAUAUUUGAUGUCAAACAACAGUAUUCAUUCGUACAAACAAUGGACGAUCACUCGUCUUCUAUAACUGCCGUUAAAUUUGUCCGAAAUAAUGAUCACAAAAGCUUACAAAUGAUUAGUUGUGGGGCCGAUAAGUCCAUCAUUUUUAGGAAAGGGACUGAAGCUAAUGUGGAUGUCGAACAGAAUUACGCUCUGACUGCAUGUCAGGACCGUAUGAUUAGAGUAUAUGACGUGAAGUCUGGGAAAAAUACAACAAAUUUUAAGGGUUCGCAGGGAGACGACGGAACUCUCAUUAAAAUAGCACUCGACCCCAGCGGACAGUUUAUUGCCACCAGUUGUACCGAUAAAAGUCUGUAUAUCUAUGACUAUCAAACGGGUGAAUGUUUGGCUGCAACCAGCGGUCAUUCAGAACUGGUAACUGGACUUAAGUUUUCACAAAACGGCAAGAAUUUAAUAUCAGUUUCGGGCGACGGAUGUGUUUUUAUUUGGAAACUUCCCAACGAAAUGGUGAAUUCAAUUGCUUCCAAACUUGGACUACCAGUCGUUCCUUUGGUGGAAAGUCCUAAAAUUGAAAUCCCAACCAAACCUCCACUUAUUACCAAUGAUAACAAUGAAGAGAACUCAUUGAAUGGCAAUAACUCAGCGCUUUAUCGAUUUAAUCUCAAAUCACUGCCUCUUUGGGCAAAGAAGCAAAUGGUGGAAGAGUUGAGUCGUGACCCCAACGCUAAGGGAGAGUUAGAACCGUCAGCAAAGCCUGCGGUACCGGCAAAGGGUCGAUGGGCUCAGAGAAUGGAAAACAGCCAAAAUCUAGUCGUUAAAUCAUAUUUGCCUGAAGACACUGUCAUUCCAUACCCGACCGCCAAAACCCAGAACACCAAUGGUUUUGCAAAUGAUAAGGAUUUGAAUAGUAGAAUACAAACUGAUAAAAAUGGGGACUUUCGGUACCGCAUGACUGACUCUUCUUCUGCGAGUAGUUUCACGCGUGAAGACGACGAAGACAUCAAUACCACUGAUAGCGAUAACACCGGUUAUUCCAAUGACAAGCUCUCGGGUUCAGUGUUCAAAGUGAAUGAAUCGCCAGACAAUCAUAAGAAUAGGAAAUCAAAGAACGCUUUGAAGCGCUAUUCAGGCAUAGGAGUCGUGCCGUCCAUAAGUGUCCCCAACUUUAACGAACUUCAUAGCGAUGAAGACGACGACUCGAACACCACUGCGGGUGAGAGCGACCGGAGCGCCAACACUAAGAACCCUAUUUACAUGAGUACUGAGAACUUGGAUCGAAUCGAUCAGAGGGAGAAGUACUUGAAGAGUGCUUUCGAGAAUUUGGAUAAAUUAAAUGACAGCCAGUUAUCCGAUAAAAACACCAAUCGAUCCGAUUCUUUGACACCCAAUCGAUCGAGUAUUUCAUCCAAAUAUCAUUCAAAGACUUCUCCCAUCAGUCCUAUUAGUAAUACAACUAAUGACGAAAGGGUUGGCAAACAGAUGAACAGUAGGACUCCAUUGACUUCAAAGCCUCCCAUUUCUAAACGAAGGGAAGAGCUGACGAAAGCAAUCAGUGAAGCGCGAAAGAAACUCCAAACGUUGGGAUGGAAGGGCUCGGGUUUGAGUAACUCUAAAAGUGUGGCCAAUUUGAGAGAUUAUAACUUUGAAUCCGAUUCCAAAGAUGUUAAUGGAAAUGAUGCCUCAGAAGCUAUACGUCGAUCAAUAUCUUUAAGCGAUCUAUCAUUUGGACCCCAAAAGAAACUGUUGUCUAAAUCUACGCUAAAUUUGAAUUCUACCGGUAAUAGUUCAGCACCUCUUUGGGAUAAAAAUCGUAACAGCGAUGGGAUGUCUCGAAGCACUAGUAUUAGUACAUUAAGUAAAGUCGAUAGCAUUAAAUCGGUUUCACUAAAGAGCAAAGGCUUGUGGAGUAACAGUACAUCCCAGACGUCUCUCAGACCUAAUGUCAUCUACGAGUCAAACGGUUCCACUCAUAAAAGAGCCGUCCCUUCAGACGCAUACACAGACCAGAAGCCGAAGGCUUUGGAAGAAACACCCGUUAAGUUGCGAAGCAAUAGCUCGUCCUCAGGCAGUGGUCUGUGGGCCACACCUCCUCUGCCUCUCAUUCAAAAUGAAGGACUCGACCUAUCGAUGACUAAUCCAUCGACCAUUCCUUUAACUCAAGAACUCUGCCAACUAGUGGUCAAUGAGUUGAACUCAAUCUCGAGAUAUGCGGUUAGAAUACUGGAGCGCUCGGCAGAGACUGGAAACGCAAAUAUGAGACAAUUCUUAAGUGAAAACAUAUCCAAGACUUGUCAUAGUCUGCAAUCAUCGGUGACACCGACGCCCGCCUUACAAGGGAUGCACCGGAAUAGCGAUGCACUGGUAGUUCCCAAUCAAUCAAACAUUCCAUACAAUGAUUCCAAUUAUAGUCUUCCACCGGAAAGUAUGACACAAGCGAUGACUUUAUUACAGCAAUACUCCGACAAAUUGCUUAAUUUAGUCGAACAGAGAAUCACUAAAAAGGAGUAAUUUUGACUAAAAAUAUACAUUUUUAGUGCCUUUCCAUUAGGACUUGCCUUUCAUUAAGUUUGCCUUAAAUAUUCCGUUUUUAUUCCAAUCAUUGCAUGAAUUGAUUAUAUUUUAAAUUAUUAUAAAUACACAAUAGAUCUCUAUUUUAAGCUUCCAUUUGUAAGAUACAUG
This is a messenger RNA of Oppiella nova, 3692 nucleotides long. The record is from the annotation of a GenBank genome assembly. Lineage: Eukaryota; Metazoa; Arthropoda; Arachnida; Sarcoptiformes; Oppiidae.